CGCUGAAAAAUAUCUCUUCCGGUUGUCAAACUGAUUGAAAGUUGCAGCACAUUUUUGCACGGCGGUCGUAAUUUCUAUCAAAAAACACCAUAAAAAAUGGCUUUCGGUGAUGUUAAAACCCCAAAAGGUCUUGAAGAAUUAAAUAACUUCUUGGCUGAUAACAGUUACAUCAGUGGCUACACGCCAUCAAAGGCCGACCUCUCGGUGUUCGAAACACUUGGAAAGGCCCCAGCCAGUGGUGUUCACGUCCAACGUUGGUACAGACACAUCGCCUCCUUCACCGCCGCCGAAAGAGCCGCCUGGGGCGGACAGGCUCUUCCACAGACAGCUGGCGCCAAGCCCACAGUUGCAGCUGCUGCUGACGAUGACGAUGACGUCGAUCUAUUCGGAUCUGACGACGAAGAAGAAGAUGCCGAAGCAGCCCGCAUCCGUGAGGAACGUGUCGCCGCUUACUCUGCCAAAAAAUCAAAGAAACCCGCCCUCAUUGCCAAAUCGUCCGUCCUGCUGGAUGUCAAACCCUGGGAUGACGAAACUGACAUGAAAGAAAUGGAAAAGCAUGUCCGCACUAUUGAAAUGGACGGUCUUUUGUGGGGUGCUUCUAAACUCGUUCCAGUUGGUUAUGGCAUCAACAAGUUGCAAAUUAUGUGCGUCAUCGAAGAUGACAAGGUUUCAAUUGACUUGUUGACAGAAAAGAUCCAAGAGUUUGAAGACUUUGUACAAUCUGUUGAUAUUGCAGCUUUCAAUAAGAUCUAAAAAAAAAAAACAUUAUCAUCGAAUUUAGAUCUGGGAAUCAACGAGAUUUGUUAUAGUCUUGAACUCUUUGUUCAAUUCAGUUGAAAAAAAAAAUAAGAAAUUUUAAACAAAAAAAAAAAAAAAAAUGCCUUGAUUAAAAAAAUACUAUUU
Messenger RNA from Episyrphus balteatus (marmalade hoverfly), 903 nucleotides. It is a transcript of the gene eEF1beta, whose product is annotated as probable elongation factor 1-beta. The record is from RefSeq and is a predicted model, not a curated record. Gene Ontology annotation, cellular component: cytosol; eukaryotic translation elongation factor 1 complex. Gene Ontology annotation, molecular function: translation elongation factor activity; guanyl-nucleotide exchange factor activity. NCBI's taxonomy places the organism in Eukaryota, Metazoa, Arthropoda, Insecta, Diptera, Syrphidae. The transcript has 3 exons. Gene Ontology annotation, biological process: translational elongation. Bases 97 to 753 code for a protein of 218 amino acids.